UUUAUGUCAUCUAUAGUGAGAUAGGUGUCGCUGGUGUGAGUGACGUCAGUAAGCGCUCCUUCUUUCAUCAGCGGCUCACUGUGUCCUCGUGGUCGCUGCACUCGACAAAACUAAGUUAAAGAUGAAUGCAGAGAAAUUGGCAAAGCUGCAGCAGCAGGUGCGUAUUGGUGGGAAAGGCAGCGCAAGAAGGAAGAAGAAGGUCGUCCACCGCUCAUCAGCGACAGAUGAUAAAAAACUCCAGAAUUCCCUCAAAAAGCUAACAGUCAACAAUAUUUCAGGCAUUGAAGAAGUGAACAUGAUUAAAGAUGAUGGCUCUGUGAUACACUUCAACAACCCAAAGGUUCAGGCAUCAUUAAAUGCUAAUACCUUUGCUGUAUCAGGUCAUGCUGAAAGCAAGCAAAUAACAGAGAUGUUGCCAGGCAUCUUAAAUCACCUUGGAGCUGAAGGAUUUAAUCAGCUCAAGCGGCUUGCUUCAUCAGUCAGUGCUGGAAAUGUAACUGCUGGUGGCAUUGAUGAGGACGAUGAUGAUGUGCCUGAACUUGUUGAAGACUUUGAAGCUGCUAGCAAGACAGAAACAGCUGACAUGGGGAAAUUAACAGCACCAAGUCAGGGGCUAGUUAUAGAGGAUGUUAAGGAGGACCUUGAUGAUGUGCCAGAACUAAUAGAAGCAGGACAGGAGACCAUGGAGGAGUGUACCCCAACAAAGGAGGACAAGAUUCAAAAUGAGGAAACUCUUCCUGCUAAGGAUGAAGAUAAACUUCAUAUUUGUGUUCACGAGGAUAAGACAGAGGCUUCAUCUACUUCUGAGAAGAAACCAACCCCUUUUAGCAGUGAGACAGAGGCCAAGACAGUGUCUUCUUCCCCAAGCAAUGAAGAUAAGAAAGAAGCAUCUUACCUUAGCAGUAAGGCAGAGGAAAAGCAAGAAGCACCAUCCCCUAUCAGUAAGGAGGCAGAAAAGAAAGAAGCACCAUCCCCUACCAGUAAGGAAGCAGAAAAAAAAGAAGCACCAUCCCCUACUAGUAAGGAGGCAGAAAAGAAAGAAGCAUCAUCCCCAAAUAAAAAGAAGGGCUCUAAAGAAGAUCCGAAGAAAAAAGGAAUUCACGCAUCUGGUAAGAACACUGACAAAAGGUCUGCACCUGGUGAAGACUUGCAGGAGCAGGCUGUGCCAUCUGUUGAGGAGACAAAGAAAAAAAUGGCUCCAGCCAGUGCCAAGGAAGCCAAGAAAAAACCAUCCUCUGGCAAGGAAGAAACAAAAAAGACAGCGGUUCUGGACCAAGCUAAAGUAACAGCUGAAGCAGCAGGUACCACAUGUGUUGAAGUAGUCAAUGAAGUAGCCAGAGCCCCAGCUGAGGGAGAGGACAAAGAGGUGGCUGUUCCAGCUGAGGUUAAAAGGGAAGCUGCUCAAACGAAGGGACAGUCCAAAAAAGAUGCUGUUCAAACAAAAGGACAAAAAAAGGAAAGGGCAAAAAAGGAGGUUGCUCAGUCAAAAGGGCAACUUAAAAAGGAGUCUGCUUCAGCGAGAGCUAGGGAAGAGGUAAAAAAAGAGGCUGCUUUGGUACCUAAGAAUGAACCUGAUGCUACUGAAGCAGGUACUAAGGAUGAACUCAAAAAGGCAGAUUUCCAAGCACAUACUCAGGAGGAGCCUAAGGGGAAGUCUAUUCCAGUGCCCUCUGAGGAUGCCCACAAAAAGGCAGCUAUUCCAUCCCCUGCUAAAGGUAAACCCAAAAAGGAGGUUGUCCCAGAACCUGCCAAGGAUGAACCUAAAAAGGAGGAUGUGUCAGUACUUGCUGAGGGCAAACCUAAAAAGGAGGCUGUCCCAGCAUCUAAGGAAAAACCCAUGGAAGCUGAUGAAGCACUUAAAGAAGAACCAAAUAAGGUGGCUACUACAGCAUCUGCUAAGGAAAACCCUCAGAUAGUAGAUGCAAAAGUAAUGGUUGCUGCUACUGCUAAUGAAGCUGUUUCUACACUUGCUGCCCCUACAGUGAAGGCUGCUGAGACAAUUCUAGUUACUGCUGAGGAGAUUGUUCCAACUCUUAUUACUCCUGUUGAAGAGAUUGCCCUAGCUCCUGCUGAGGGAGCCACUGGAGCUGCUGCCCCUGCUGAGGUGGUGGUUGCUGCUGCUACUACUAUCCCAGCCAAGGAGACUGCCACUGCUGCUACCCCAAUUAUGGAGACUGCUGCUGCUGCUACCCCAGCUAUGGAGACUGCUGCUGCUGCUACCCCAGUUAUGGAGACUGCCACUGCUGCUACCCUAGCCAAGGAGACUACUGCUGAUGCUACCCCAGCUGUGGAGACUGCCGCUGCUGCUACCCCAGCUAUGGAGACUGCUGCUGCUGCUACCCCAGCUAUGGAAACUGCCACUGCUGCUACCCCAGCUAUGGAGACUGCUGCUGCUGCUACCCCAACUAUGGAGACGGCUGCUGCUAUUCCCACACUUGCUGAAGAGACUGCUGUUGCUACCCCUCCCCCUGCUAAGGAGCCUGCUACUCUUGCUGCAAAUGAAACUGCUGCAGCAGUUCCAGUUGCUACACCCACACAAGUCCCAGCUUCACUUCCUACUGCACCAAGUACAACUUCAGCCGUUGAGAAAGCUGCUGUAGCACUGGAGAAAGAGGCCAAGAUUGAGGAAGUUGCAGUUGAAGAAAAAACAGAGGUGAAACCAAAGGAAAAGACAGAAAAAGAAACACCCAAGGAAGAAAUUGAAGAGAAAUCCACGAAGUUAGGGGAAGUAUCACAGUCGGCAGAUAAGCGUGCUGAGGAAUAACGUGCUUGGGGUGAUGGCGGUAGCGGCGCAGGUAGCAGCUAUCUGAAGCUACUCCAUGGUUACUAACUGGCAAAUAAGAAUCCUCAGAUGUAAAUGAAGGCCCUCUUUCUGCUGUCAAAGACAACUAGCUCCUAGAAUUUCUGUAAUUGUCCUGACAGCAAUUGCCUCCUGUUCUAGCUGUUAUGUUUCUUACCCAUUAUUUUUUGUAUAUAAAAGAUUGUAUCUCUUUGAUAAUGUAUUACUGAACUUUUAUCUUCCCACCCUAUGCCUCUCAUAUAUUUAGAAAAAGGUAAAUAAAGUCUGUCGAGUGACUGGGCGAUCACGAAGGUUUUGUAUCGAGCCUUGUAACAUUAAGCAAUUAUAGUAAGACUAUU
Molecule: messenger RNA, 3138 nt
Organism: Cherax quadricarinatus
Lineage: Eukaryota; Metazoa; Arthropoda; Malacostraca; Decapoda; Parastacidae
Cellular component (GO): cytosol; nascent polypeptide-associated complex
Source: RefSeq, a predicted model, not a curated record